Molecule: messenger RNA, 2229 nt
Organism: Electrophorus electricus (electric eel)
Lineage: Eukaryota; Metazoa; Chordata; Actinopteri; Gymnotiformes; Gymnotidae
Gene: gatm
Product: glycine amidinotransferase (L-arginine:glycine amidinotransferase)
Biological process (GO): creatine biosynthetic process
Cellular component (GO): mitochondrial intermembrane space
Molecular function (GO): glycine amidinotransferase activity
Source: RefSeq, a predicted model, not a curated record
UCAGUGCCGCGCAUGCUGCAGAACUCCGCGACUUUCGCACACUAGGAACAUGCUUCGAGUCAGGUGUCUGAGAGGAGGGAGCCGGGGCGCGGAAGCGGCCCAUCUGAUUGGGGCGAUGAUUGGUCGCGCCGUGUCCCAGUGGGCAAAAAAGGCAUUCCAGAGCACGAGCUCGGCUGCCGCGGUGCACCCUCGAGCCGUGGAGCCAAUCGUUACUGAGCCCGUUUCCGAGGACUGCCCCGUCUGCUCCUACAACGAGUGGGACCCGCUGGAGGAGGUUAUUGUCGGACGAGCAGAGAACGCUCAUGUCCCUCCGUUUACAGUAGAGGUCAAGGCAAACACUUAUGAGAAGUACUGGCCAUUCUACCAGCAGUAUGGUGGCCAGACCUUCCCCAAAGAUCACCUGACAAAAGCUAUAACUGAAAUCGAGGAGAUGUGCAAUAUUCUGCGUCAUGAAGGCGUUAUUGUGAGGAGACCAGAACCGAUUGACUGGUCUGCUGAAUAUAAAACUCCGGACUUCACAUCCACAGGCAUGUAUGCAGCCAUGCCAAGAGACAUCCUGCUGGUGGUGGGGAAUGAGAUCAUUGAAGCACCGAUGGCGUGGAGAGCACGGUUCUUUGAGUACAGAGCUUACAGACCACUCAUUAAGGAAUACUUCAGCAAGGGUGCCAAGUGGACCACUGCCCCCAAACCCACCAUGUCUGAUCAGUUAUAUGAUCAGGAUUACCCAAUUCACUCAGUUGAGGACAGACAUAAGCUGGCUGCAGAGGGAAAGUUUGUCACCACAGAGUAUGAGCCCUGCUUUGAUGCUGCUGAUUUUAUUAGAGCUGGAAGGGACCUGUUUGUGCAGAGGAGCCAGGUCACGAACUUCAUGGGCAUUGAGUGGAUGCGCCGUCACCUUGCUCCUACCUAUAAGGUUCACAUUAUCUCCUUCAAAGACCCCAAUCCCAUGCACAUUGACGCCACCUUCAACAUCAUUGGACCAGGCUUGGUCUUGUCUAACCCAGACCGGCCAUGCCGACAGAUUCAGAUGUUUAAGAAAGCUGGCUGGAGAGUGGUGCAACCUCCAACACCUUUAAUUCCAGAUGACCAUCCGCUCUGGAUGUCCUCCAAGUGGUUGUCAAUGAACGUCCUGAUGCUGGAUGAGAAACGUGUUAUGGUGGAUGCCAAUGAGACUACCAUUCAGAAAAUGUUUGAAAAUCUUGGUAUUAAGACGAUUAAGGUGAACAUUCGUCAUGCCAACUCCCUGGGAGGAGGGUUCCACUGCUGGACCACAGAUGUGCGGCGCCGUGGUUCCCUCCAGUCUUACUUCCAGUAGCCUGUCAGAAACAUGCAGUUCUUAUUGAGCUUGCCUUUACACAACAAUGAGGAUUAUCAGUCAAUUAAUCAAUUAAUAAUAAUUAAAACUGCUCUCUGAUGGUCCUCCCACAGUGAGUGCAUGAUUUUUGAUUUUAAUAUAGUGUGCAUGUCAAAGCUUCCGCUGAUAUAAUGAGACAGCAACAGUAAAAGCAGAGAUACUGAUCUCAAUAACGACUGCAUUUCUGGCUGGCUACUGAGUCACAUCUAUUGUAGGAAUGACUACUAUGCCAUCCCAUAACUCCCAGGGAAAUAGGCAAGGAUCUGCUUUCAGCACCACUAAGAAAACAAACAUAGCCAGGAAACAAAGAGUUACUACUUCCUUUUUACAACUGAAAAAAAAAAGUACAUGUGUAUUUCAUGGUUGAUUCUAUUAUGAAUUUUUUACUUUUUUAAAAGACCAGUUGUUAUAGUGGGUCAUUACAGAUUUCUUAGAUAUUUUAUAACAUGGAUCAAAAUGUAAAUAUAUAUGUAUAUGGUAAAUAACAUUUUCAUUUUAUUGGCAUAUAUUUUCAUUGUUUCCCAUCAAUGAAGCUCAUUCCAGGUUUGAGGUGAAGGAGAGUGCUGGGUUUCAGCAGCUGGUUCCUUUGCCUCUAUUGUCUUUCUGAGUAGCAGAUCUGACUCGCUGUGGCCAUCCCUGCACUGCCUUACUGCUUUUUGGUUUGCAUGCAAAUGUAUUUUGGGAUUCUUGAAACAUUUUAUCUGCUUUGAGUACUGUGUAAAUGUAAUUGUAUAAGUUUAGGUGCAUAAGCGUUUGCAGAUUGAGGAGUGUUGGGUUAACUGGAUUGUGUAGCAUGAUCAGUAUAUAAAUGUGUGCCAGGUCAAAACCAGUAAAUUUAAACAAACCAACAAAUAAAUCAUUACCUGAAGGCUCAA